Messenger RNA from Centropristis striata (black sea bass), 7021 nucleotides. It is a transcript of the gene fhod3b, whose product is annotated as formin homology 2 domain containing 3b. Gene Ontology annotation, cellular component: cytoplasm; cytoskeleton. The coding region runs from base 80 to 4711 and encodes 1543 amino acids. Gene Ontology annotation, biological process: actin filament network formation; cortical actin cytoskeleton organization; cardiac myofibril assembly. The record is from RefSeq and is a predicted model, not a curated record. NCBI's taxonomy places the organism in Eukaryota, Metazoa, Chordata, Actinopteri, Perciformes, Serranidae. Gene Ontology annotation, molecular function: actin filament binding. The transcript has 26 exons.
GUCUGUCUGUCUGUCUGUCUGUCAGAGGCUGGCGCAUCCACUAUUUUCAUGAUCUGAAGCCGCCCUGCAUGGAUACACCAUGGCUACCUUUAUCUGCCGGGUCCAGUUCUUAGAUGAUACUGAUCCAUUUAACAGCACCAAUUUCCCGGAGCCCACCAGGCCCCCUCUGUACACCUUCAGGGAGGAUAUUCCUCUCAUCAAUCAGAUUGCUGGAGUCCACCGGCUGCUGAAAGCCCCGCAGAAGCCGGAUGACUGUGCCCUUCAGCUGUCCCAUAAUGGAAGCUACCUGGACCUGGAGUCGACCCUGGCGGAGCAGAGAGAUGAACUGGAGGGAUUUCAGGAGGAAGGAGGAAGGGGAAAGAAACACAGCGUUAUCCUCCGAACGCAGCUGUCCGUCAGAGUCCACGCCUGCAUCGAAAAACUCUACAACUCAACUGGACGGGAGCUGCGGAGAGCCCUCUUUUCCCUCAAGCAGAUUUUUCAGGAUGACAAGGACCUGGUGCACGAGUUUGUUGUGGCGGAAGGACUGACGUGUUUGAUAAAAGUCGGCGCUGAAGCCGACCAGAACUACCAGAAUUACAUCCUGCGGGCUCUGGGUCAGAUAAUGCUGUAUGUGGAUGGGAUGAACGGCCUCAUAUCUCACAAUGAAACGGUCCAGUGGCUUUACACUCUAGUGGGAUCCAAGUUCCGCCUGGUGGUUAAGACGGCCCUGAAGCUGCUGCUGGUGUUUGUGGAGUACACAGAGUCUAAUGCCGACCUGCUCAUCAAGGCUGUGAAUGUUGUGGAUGCCAAAAGAGGAACAAAACUGUGGUCAAACGUGAUGGAGAUCCUGGAUGAGAAGGAUGGAGUGGAUACAGAGCUGCUGGUGUACGCAAUGACACUCAUCAACAAGACUCUGGCGGGCCUCCCGGACCAGGACUCGUACUACGACAUGGUGGACUGUCUGGAGGAGCAGGGUGUUGAAGCCGUGGCCCAGAGACACCUGAGCAGGAAAGGCACCGACCUGGACCUGGUGGAGCAGUUCAACAUCUACGAGAUGACUCUCCGCCACGAGGACGGAGACGAUGAGACCCAGUUACCCGCGAGCGUCCGCAAAGAGCGGCGGCGGGCGAGCGUUGGUGGCACCAACGAGCGGCGAGGCCUGGAGCGGAGACGCAGCCGCAGACAUUCGCUCCAGAACAGCCGAGGCCACGCCUCCGCUCCAGCAUCACCCAGCAGCUCUCACACUGGAAACAGCUUCCUGCCCUUCGGUGGACAACGAGUCGAAGACAUCAGUGAAAGUCUGACAGAUAUAAACAACUCUCCUACACCUUACACAGCUAGAAAGCCCUGCUGGGCUGAAAGAAUCAGUGCCAACGGCAGCCCGUACCCUGGCCGCCACCAGGCCGCUACAACAACCAUCCACCGCUUCACCAGCUCAGCUACCGCCACACCAGACUCCAAACCAGCCGACAGACCCACUCUAGGAGGCUUGCUAACUUCCUCAUACAGACAGCAUCAGGAGUCUCUGGCUGCAGAGAGAGAGAGGAGACGCCUGGAGAGAGAAGAACGUCUGCAGAGGAUUGAAAGAGAAGAGAGGAACCGCUUCAAUCGAGAUUAUGUUGACAAGAUGGAAGAAGCGAGACACGCCAGAGAGGAACGGUACAAGGCGGUGGAGCGGCUCGCUGCCGAGGAGUUUGAGCGUGAGCGGCCCAGGGCGCCAGCACGAGGACGGACAGAGAUCACUUUAUGUUUGAGCUCUAACCCCGCCAGCCGCUCGGCGUCCCGCUGCACCACGCCUUCAUCUGUUAUCUCACAGGACGACGCUGCACACCUGACGCCAGGAACAGAACUUAUCUCAGAGCCAAACCUGGACCCUCAGACCAGAACCAGAACCAGGAGUCCAGCGCCAGAGUUAACAGCAUCACAGCCUCCAUCAGAGCCAGACAGGCAGCAGACGGAGACGGAGACACAGGACGGAGCUGAAACUAAACAGAAUGUAGCAUCAGAUGAACAAUCAGCUGUGGAGAAAGAAGAGAAGCCAGAGGAGGAGAAGACAGAAGAACAGACUCAGUGUACGGAGGAGGUAGAAGCAGGAGAACAGGUAGAAGAGGAGGAGGAGGGAGCAGAUGGAGCAGAGGUGGGAGAAACAGAUGUGGAGGUGAAUGUGGAGUUAAAGGAGGAGUUUGAGAAGCCGACGGAGAGGGACGUAGAAGACGGCGUGUUGCUGAGUGAGAAGGAGAGACAGAACGAGGAAGUGAAUGAGAAGGACAACUGCUCCGCCUCCAGCAUCUCCUCCACCAGCAGCACGCUGGAGAGGGAGGAGCGCGAGGAGAAGCUCACCAAUGACAUUGAAGCAGGCCAGUGGAGCCAGUGCAUUAAAGACGCAGAUGUGAACGACCAGUGUAACAAGAUCCUGAACAGCAAGCGCUUCAUGCUGGACAUGCUGUACGCUCAGACGGCCAGCAGCGAUGAAGGGAACGUAGCAGAGACGGAGAAGGAGAACUGUAAAUGUGAGAAGGAGGGCGAGGCGGGCGACUCCUCGGUGGCGAGCCUGGCCAGCAGGAUCUCCACGCUGGAGGCCCACAGACAGGCCAGGGAGGAGAACGUGAAGAAGAUGGAGGUGGGACACCUGGACAACCAGGGCAGCGUCCGAGCCGUGGCCGAGAAGUUUGGAGACUUGGUGAAAGGUUUGACGUCUCCUCCGGAGGUGGAGGCCUCCUCCAAGGAGCAGCAGCAGACUGAUAAACCCUCCAGCGCCUCCUCGUCUCCGUUACCCCCCAAGAAGGAGUCGGACCACAUCUGGGACCAGCUGAUGGCGUCCCCCAGGGAGCUGAGGAUCAAAGAGAUGGACUUCACCGACCUGAGGGACGAGGACGACAUGGACAUCUUAGACAUGGACAGUAUGAUGAGGACGGGGGACCUGAAUCCUCCUCCUCCUCCUCCUCCUCCUCCUCCUCCAUGUAAUGCUGCCCUGCCACCAGCCCCGCCCCUCUUCGGCUGCCCCCCUCCUCCUCCUCUCCUUGGUAAGAUGAUGCCCCCGCCCCCUCCCUUCAUGCCCCCCAUCCCUCCUCCGUCCCCCCAGCUGAGUCGAGGGGAGCUGCCUCUCUUCCAGAAGAAGAAGAAGACCAUCCGUCUCUUCUGGAACGAGGUGCGUCCGGUGGACUGGCAGUGUAAGAGUCAUAAAUUCUGUAAGGAGUCCCUCUGGUCCAAACUGGACCCGGUGAAGCUGGACACGUCCAAGCUGGAGCAGCUGUUCGAGUCCAAGUCCAAGGAGCUGCCUGUCACUAAGAAAGCAGCUGUUGAUGGAAAACGUCAAGAAAUCAUCGUCCUGGAUUCAAAACGCAGCAACGCUAUAAACAUCGGCCUGACUGUGUUACCUCCUCCCCGCACCAUUAAGACGGCCAUCCUCAACUUUGAUGAGUACGCACUGAACAAGGAAGGCAUAGAGAAAAUCCUGACAAUGAUCCCCACGGAGGAGGAGAAGCAGAGGAUCCAGGAGGCCCAGCUGGUCAGCCCUGAUAUCCCUCUGGGCAGCGCCGAGCAGUUCCUCCUCACCCUCUCCUCCAUCACAGAGCUGUCUGCUCGCCUGCAGCUCUGGGCCUUCAAGAUGGACUACGAGCUUAUUGAGAAGGAAGUGGCGGAGCCUCUGCAGGACCUGAAGGAAGGGAUGGACCAGUUAGAGAAGAACAAGACGCUGCGCUACAUCUUGACCACGUUGCUGGCCAUCGGCAACUUCCUCAACGGCACUAAUGCUAAAGGCUUUGAGCUGAACUACUUGGAGAAGGUCCCGGAGGUGAAGGACACGGUGCAUAAGCAGUCCCUGCUGCACCACGCCUGCUCCAUCGUGGUGGAGAAGUUCCCAGACAGCACUGACCUCUACUCUGAGAUAGGAGCCAUCACCCGCCUCACCAAGGUGGACUUCGAUCAGCUUCAGGACAACCUGGCCCAGAUGGAGCGAAGGUGCAAAGCAUCAUGGGAUCACCUCAAGGUCAUUGCCAAACAUGAGAUGAAACCAGCGUUGAAGCAAAAAAUGUCAGACUUCCUCAAAGACUGUGCAGAGAGAAUCAUUAUUUUGAAGAUUGUACAUCGCAGAAUACUCAACAGGUUUCAUGCCUUUCUGCUGUUCCUGGGCCAUCCGAUAUACGCCGUCCGUGAGGUCAGCAUUCACCGCUUCAGUAAGAUCUUGAGUGAGUUUGCUCUGGAGUAUCGCACAACGAGAGAGCGCGUGCUGCAGCAGAAACAGAAGAGGGCCAACCACCGAGAGAGGAACAAGACCAGGGGAAAAAUGAUAACAGAUAGUGGUAAGUUUGGCGGCGGCCCAUCAGACGGUCAGGAGAUCCAGCCUCAGGGGAUCCAGUACGCUGAGGAUGCAGCAGAACAUGAGAACAUGAAGGCGGUUCUGAAGAGCAGCCUGCAGCCCGGAGACAGCGGGCCGUCCACGGUGCCGGGCCUCCGCACGCGCACCAGAGCCAGCAGCACCAGAGGGCGUGUCCCCCCGUGGUGCUCUGCCAGUGACGAGCCAGUGAACGGGACAGACGACACCGCUGAUGAGAUCAUGGAGAGGAUUGUUCGGUCAGCGACUCAGGGGCCCAGCCAGCGGACGCAACCUCGGGAGAGGAGACGAUCCAGAGCCAACCGGAAAUCACUGAGGAGGACUCUGAAGAACGGUCUGACCACGGAGGAGGCUAACGCUCUGGGUUUGUCCAGCGGCUCAGAGAUGCAGGUGUGACUGGACGUGAGGACGUCUGGAGCCCUUUCACUGCCCCGCCAUCGCCUGCACCCAACCUGGCAACCCAACCUGGCAACCCACGCUCCCUCAGCUUCGAUGAGUUGACCUCAUCUUAAUGCGUUUGGUUCACAUAUGCUUGACACAAGUGCUUCUCUGAAGAGAGUGGAUAAAAGGUUUUAUUCAUGAACUGAGAGAACUCAGAGACAGAAACAGAGCGCUGCAUUCAGCUUCCUGCUGCUGGAGGAACAUGAUGACUCACACGCUUCAUCACAAUCAUCCUUCCAACGGGACAUCGCAUACAAACACCUGCGCAGAAAGUGUGUUUUUUGAAAGUUGGCAGUGCGUGUGCUUCACUCUCAGUGGCCUUGACUGAACCCAAAGGGCAGGAAGUGUCCAGACACUAAACUCUCACUGCUUCACAGACAAACUGAAAGACGUUUCAUCUGUUGAAUGGAUGCUUUGUGCAGAGGGUUAUUAUACUACUGUGGUAGUUUUGUGUUUCUUUUCAUUUUGCUCAAGAAGGUGCUCAAAUAAGGAACAUUUGCACUGGAUGUAAAGUUGGGUAUCAAUGGAAUGUGAAAUCCUUGACACUGAUGAACCACUGACAUCUGAAAACAACUCACCAGUUUAACCAGCAAAUCAACAGUAGCACAGUUUUUAACGUCUAAACAAAGAGGACAUAGUGGAGGCAGAACAGCACAGAAGGCUUGUUAAAUGUCUUUUUGUUGACUGGAUAAGAAGUAAUUAAUCAUCUUUUUAAAGAUCAUAUCAACAGUUUAGUUACUGUGGAGGAAAUCACUAGUUUCAGACUUUUAUGCUCAUCAACAUUUUUAGCUGAAACAAAUGAAUUCAAGUUGCAUCAUGUGACCUAUUUCCAAGGAAAGCAUGCGCAGUGUUAGGUGAGCAAUCUUCAGAGUUAAUUAAGUCGUUUUAUUUUCUAGAAACUAUGAGCUGCACAUCUCAGAGUGCCUUUCAGAGACAGUUAUUUAUUAAGUGGUUUUCAGGGACAUAUAAUCAAGAAAAUGUUACUAGAGAUGUGCAGUCUGUGAGAGGAUAAUACUGCAAUGAUCAUCAUUCACGAGCUGUGAUUUAUUUUUAACCAGUGUUUUUAAACUUUUCUUUUUUUUCUCCAUGUUAUGUCUUGGAUCAAACAGUAUGUUAUAAAGAUAGCUUUUAAGUAUUUAUGACAACUUAGGGAUGGGACAUGCACAUUAGCUGUAUCUUGUUGCCUUACUGUAGAAUAUGGACAUGCAUUGUUAAAAAAAUAGACCGGGCCAAAUUAAUGUGUACAACUGGCAUCACUGGAGAUCACAUGUUUUCAUUCAUAUAAUAUUAAUUCUCUAACUAUGAAUGUGAACAUCAGGGGUAAGAUUAUAAUUAGUAAUAUGAAAAAUCUCCCAAAAAUUGACAUUUUAAAACAUGUAAAUCUAAGAAGGAGUUUUGAUUCUGUAGGUCUGUUUUUUGACUAUUUCUGACCUCAUUGUGCUAUUAAUUUGGAACGGCCUUGACUAAAUUUAUAAUAAUUUCAGCUUAUAUCAUGGCAAGGUAAAAAUGUUCACUGUGAUGGAAACAUAGCCAUGGAGAGAAAAUCAGAAUGGAGCUACGUAAAACCACACCAGCAGUACGGUUUGUUUGUUUGGGGCUUUUUGUUUAGAAUUUCCUGAAACUUUUCAGCACCUUAGACUUCAUGUGUAGCAUGCAACUUAGUAGAAGUGAAGUUAUGGAGGAAGAGCUCAUCGUGUUUCCCAGAUUGUACUGAUUUUUGUCAAAAACAAGACUAGUAGAUGUGUAAAGUAAUAUAGGGAGAAUGCUGUAAAAUGAUGUACAUGUCAUGAUGUCUUUAUGUUGUUCCUGUUGGAUUUUGUUGUUGUUUUUUUUGCUCCAUGUGUAGAAUAGUGUAUCAUAGACUAAAAGCAGUAUUAUUCUAAAUAUAAUUUAAGCAAACCAAGCCAUGCAUGGUUUAAAAAGGUGUCACUUCUGCUUGAAAAACAAAAGGAGGUUCACCUUCAGAGCUUUAGGUUUGUGUUCUGAAACUCACAAACUUCACAGACUGCAAAGUGAACAAACGUGGUGAAAGACGCAGUGAUGAAGUCACCAUCUGGUCCUGUGGAAGCCUUUUGAUUUCAUUGCACUCAACAUUCUCUUCUUUUAAUUUAACAUUAGCCCACCACACACAUUGCUGCCUGUGCCAUAAGAUCACUGUGGAACUUGGACACAACUGCUAUACUACUAAGGCUUCUAUUGCGCCUAUGCCCACAGCAAAAACUAUGUAACAAAUACAAUAAAAAGGCUCAAAAAACAUUUGAUGGC